UAUGUGGAUAUUGUCUUAAUGGAAUGUUUAACUAUGGAGCUUAAAUGAAGUAAGUGUAUGUUCAUCAUGAACGAUUCGUUGAUUUUUGCAAACAAGACAUCAAGAAUUCUCGACGAUCCAAAAUUGCUACAAAUUGCAAAUGACAUCGCUGUGAGGAAACACUUAAUUCCAAGUCUUAUUUUAACAGUUUUAAUGAUCAUUAUUGGCAUUCCUGGAAAUAUCCUUAUCAUCGCAGUUUACAUGAAGAGAUGGCGAAAAUCUACAAGCAGAAUAUUCAUCCUUGCUUUGGCCUUCAACGAUUUAUUUAAUUGCUUAUUCACAAUGCCUGUUGAGUUGUACUAUAUCAUAAACAUUCUUCAAACUGACGAUUCAAAUCUUUGCAAAACUUCUCGUUUCCUUACUUUCUGGACGAAUGAUGGGUCUUCUUUGAUAUUAAUGGGCAUUGCCUUUGAUAGGUUACAGCGAAUUUGUAAACCUUUUGAGAUUCAACUUUCUAGAUCUACAGCAAAAAAGAUCGUCGCCGUUUCAAUGCUGGCAUCCUUGGCGGUAGCCUGGCCAUCUCUCUUGAUAUAUGGAACAGCAAAUGUACCAAUUACAGUUGGUGAAUAUAAAAUGUAUGCCAAAAUGUGUUUGUAUUCCGAUAACAUUCGUAUAGACCCAACCGUUUUUGUGUUUUUUAUAAUGGCGGGGAACUCAGUGCUUGACGUGUUUUUUCUUGUUGUUUACGGAAUAAUCUUGUAUCAUGUCAAAAAUGCUGGAAAAGAGCUCAGGAAGAUGUCUCAGCGAAUCUUUACCCAGACGGUGUAUCUCGUAAAAUGUCAAUGACAGUCGCCACUAACCAGAAUGGGUCUCAUGAUGUGACAUUGGUAGAGGAAACCUCAAAUAAAGAAUUAAAAAGUCAUCCAAAGGAGAAAUUAAAGCCCCCACUAAGAGACGGUCUUCUCCCGAAGAACCAUUGACCGCUGCCACAAAACGGAAACUUUUCACCGAGGGUCGACAAAAUCACCUCAGCUGCACGUGUUAUGGCGAAAGUCGCAAAACUAUUUUCUCGUCCCAAGAGAAUUACCGUAAAAGAAAAACAACAAUUAUGUUAUUUGCAGUUACACUUUUAUUCAUCAUAUCCUUUGUACCUUACACGGUACUGAUGA
This is a messenger RNA of Saccostrea cuccullata (small rock oyster), 1148 nucleotides long. Its product is annotated as cholecystokinin receptor type A-like. Bases 58 to 825 code for a protein of 255 amino acids. Lineage: Eukaryota; Metazoa; Mollusca; Bivalvia; Ostreida; Ostreidae. Gene Ontology annotation, biological process: neuropeptide signaling pathway. Gene Ontology annotation, molecular function: neuropeptide receptor activity. The transcript has a single exon. Gene Ontology annotation, cellular component: plasma membrane. The record is from RefSeq and is a predicted model, not a curated record.